Molecule: messenger RNA, 1233 nt
Organism: Protopterus annectens (West African lungfish)
Lineage: Eukaryota; Metazoa; Chordata; Ceratodontiformes; Protopteridae
Gene: AIFM2
Product: apoptosis inducing factor mitochondria associated 2
Exons: 8
Coding region: 109-1233 (374 amino acids)
Biological process (GO): positive regulation of apoptotic process; apoptotic mitochondrial changes
Cellular component (GO): cytoplasm; mitochondrion
Molecular function (GO): electron-transferring-flavoprotein dehydrogenase activity; flavin adenine dinucleotide binding
Source: RefSeq, a predicted model, not a curated record
GUGUCACGUGACCAAGUUUAACAAAAGGAAAAAGCUAUUCCAAAUCUGUGCUACAGGCAGUCAGGCAUUGCUACUGAGGUGAAUGCAAACACACUUUGAAACAUCAGGAUGUUCUUUUCUCUGGAAACUUGGAUCUUUGUUAUUCCUGUUCUAAUCCUGAUUUAUAUAUUCAGAAUGGGUAGUGGUGCAUCUGUGGACAGCAAUGUUCACGUUUUGAUUGUUGGAGGUGGCUUUGGAGGCAUGGCUGCUGCUAACCAGCUGAAAUCAAAGGGGAUCCCCUUCACACUUGUAGACAUGAGGGAUGCUUUCCACCAUAACUGUGCUGCACUGCGAGCAUCUGUCGAAAAAGGUUUUGCACAAAAGACUUUCAUACCAUUCUCGGUCACAUACGGGGAGAAAUUUAAGCAAGGCAAAGUGCUACAAAUCAAACCAGAAAGCCAGACUGUGACACUGGAAGGUGGAGAGGAUAUACAUUACACUCAUUUAAUUAUUGCAACUGGGAGCCAAGGACCUUUCCCUGGGAAGUUUAAUGAGACAGUUUCCCGGGAAGAAGCUAUUCAGGCUUAUGAGGAUAUGGUAAAGGAGGUUCAAAAGGCUGAGAAGGUCAUUGUUGUAGGCGGUGGCUCUGCUGGUGUAGAAAUGGCAGCAGAAGUGAAGACAGAUUAUCCAGAUAAAGAGGUGACCAUCAUUCACUCGCAUGAAGAUUUGUCAGACGCUGAGAUGCAGCCUCGUGUCCGAAGUGCAAUAAAAGACAUUCUGUUGAAUAAAGGGGUACACCUAUUAUUAGGACAUAAAGUGACCAACCUAAACCAACUUGCUCUGAACAAAACCCAGGAGAAUGUCACUGUGGUGACAGACAAGGGCCAAGAGGUGACUGCAAAUCUCGUUAUCUGCUGCACUGGGAUAAAAAUAAACUCAGAUGCAUACAGGAAUGCAUUCCAUGAUAAGUUAGCAACUGAUGGAGCACUGAAAGUCAAUGAUUAUCUCCAGGUUGAAGGAUUUUCCAAUAUCUAUGCUAUUGGUGACUGUGCUAAUGUCAAGGAACCCAAAAUGGCAUAUCAUGCUGGUUUACAUGCAAAAAUCGCAGUGGACAACAUUGUUAAAAGUUUGACAGGAACGACACUAAAACCUUACAAAACAGGUACAGUAAAACUGUUAUUUUAUUUUUUAAAAUUUGAUAACUGGAUAAGUGAGCUCGCUGAUCGACCCUUUUCGCACACAACUAUACAAUAA